This is a messenger RNA of Suillus subalutaceus, 789 nucleotides long. RefSeq lists its product as uncharacterized. The annotation marks the transcript as partial. The record is from RefSeq and is a predicted model, not a curated record. The transcript has a single exon. Lineage: Eukaryota; Fungi; Basidiomycota; Agaricomycetes; Boletales; Suillaceae.
CAGUCUUCUGCUAGCAAGCCUCCUCUUCUCACCGCCGGAGAAAUAACGCCUGAUGCCUUAUGGUCGUGGGAGAUGGGGUGCAUCCAGUUUUUUAUGCACAAGGACGUCCCCGAAGACGAAAUGGUUCGAAAGGUUGCGUGGGGAUUACAAGAACCACGCAUCCAGGACUGGUAUAUGACGAACCAAGACGAAAUUGACCUGAUGACAUUCAAGGAGUAUAUGGCAGAAGUACGCGAAAUUUGGCUCCCCAUUGGCUGGGCAGAUACCAUCAGGAGAAAGAUGCUAGCCUCGACGCAAGGACAACGCGCCUUUAGCGAGUGGGCUAUAGACGUACAGAGUCAAAACACGCUACUUAGAGGGACACCUUCUCACCUCGCGGACGUCAACAUUCUCUACCACCUUGAGUCUCACAUGAACAUUGACCUUGCCGCUGACUACCACGCAGAGAACAUCGUUGAGGAAGACCUACGCAAAUGGAUCGCAAAGGUUCGAAUCCUCGAUGACAGGCGUCUACGCUAUCUCGUGAGGCAGAAAGAAGCAGUAGAGAGUGCACUACGUACGGAACGCGCUUGUUCGGCUCCCGAUAAGAAGUCAAAUGCUAACACACGCAACAACGCCAAGGGCAAUACUACCCAGGCGAAGGACAGCAAUGCGAAGACGUUCACGCGACUCCCUAGUCUUACUGAUACAGAACGCCAGCUGUUGAGGGACAACGAUGGCUGCUUCAAAUGUCGCAAGCCUUUCGCAGGACAUACGUCGACCAGUUGUCCGAUGGGAUUCCCUGAUGGC